This is a messenger RNA of Drosophila miranda, 1947 nucleotides long. RefSeq names its product odorant receptor 2a (gene Or2a). The transcript has a single exon. Gene Ontology annotation, molecular function: odorant binding; olfactory receptor activity. NCBI's taxonomy places the organism in Eukaryota, Metazoa, Arthropoda, Insecta, Diptera, Drosophilidae. The coding region runs from base 50 to 1183 and encodes 377 amino acids. The record is from RefSeq and is a predicted model, not a curated record. Gene Ontology annotation, biological process: sensory perception of smell; detection of chemical stimulus involved in sensory perception of smell. Gene Ontology annotation, cellular component: plasma membrane.
AUCCAGUUGACCAGACCAAAAGUCGACCAGAACCAGGAGCAGGACAACGAUGCAGCCCGGAAGUGAAAACCAGCCCGAACUGAACACCCACUCCGCCGUGGACUAUCACUGGCGGGUCUGGCAGCUGACCGGCCUGAUUCGUCCGGCAGGCAUCUCGAAAAGCCUCUACCGGACAUACGCGAUCGGCCUAAAUCUGAUGGUCACUCUGCUCUUUCCGCUGAGCCUGCUGGCCCGGCUCAUCCUGACGCGCAGCAUGAAGGAGCUGUGCGAGAACCUAACCAUCACCAUCACAGACAUAACGGCCAACUUGAAGUUCGGAAACGUGUACCUAGUGCGGCGCCACCUCGGCGAGAUCCGCUCGCUAAUCCAGCAACUGGACUGCCGGGCCCUGGCGAUUUGCGAUCGCGAUGAGCUGUGCGCUCUCGUCCAGGCUGUGACGACGGCCCGGAACACAUUCCGCACCUUUGCAUGGAUCUUCGUGUGCGGAACCUCGCUAAGCUGCGUCCGUGUGGCCCUUGCCAGGAGCCGCCAGUUGCUCUACCCGGCCUGGUUCGGGGUAGACUGGAAGAACUCGAACGAGGCAUUUCUAGGAAUUUACGUGUACCAGCUGUUCGGCCUGAUCGUUCAGGCGGUGCAGAACUGCGCCAGCGACUCGUAUCCGCCGGCCUACCUCUGCCUGCUGACGGGCCACAUGAGGGCCCUGGAGGUACGGGUGGCCCGGAUCGGCUGCGAAUGCGGCAGUGGUCGGCAGAGCUACGAUCAGCUGCUGGCAUGCAUCCAAGACCUGACGCUCAUCCACCGGAUGCACACCAUCAUCCAGCAAAUCCUGUCCGUGCCUUGCAUGGCCCAGUUCGCGUGCUCCGUCGCCGUCCAGUGCACGGUCGCCAUGCACUUUCUGUACGUUGCCGACGCCGACGACCGGCUGGCUAUGAUCCUCUCGGUCAUUUUCUUUGUGGCCGUCACCCUGGAGGUGUUCGUCAUCUGCUACUUCGGCGAAAAGAUGCGCACGCAGAGCGAGGCCCUUUGCAACGCCUUCUACGCGUGCAACUGGGUCGAGCAGCUGCCCCGCUUUAGGCGCGAUCUUCUCUUUACCCUAGCGCGGGCCCAGCGACCAUCGCUUAUACUCGCCGGCAGCUAUAUUCCCCUCACUCUGGAGACCUUUAAGGAGGUACGUGCCCCUUAGUGACCCCUAAUGCUGUCCGUGGCACAUUCUUGACUUUACAUUACUUCAAGGUUAUGCAUUUCGCCUACUCUGCUUUCACACUCCUGCUGAGGGCCAAGUGAGGAUGUUCCAGCCAAUGCCUUGCCAACAAGUAAAAGAGUUGAGAGCGCACAACCUGGGCAGUUCUUGACCACAUUACACGCAGCCACUCCUAUCCUCACCAUUCUUAUCUCCAAUGAUCAAUAUAAACAAAGGUUUCCAAUCGUUUUUCCGGCAAGUGAAAGAGCUUAGAGGAACAAAUUUGGGCAGAUCCCGAUUGAAAAAUACAGAUUGUAGUUGCUUGCGCUAUUCCUUAUUGCACUUCGACCAUGUGGGCAAUUCGACAAUGUCGCACGGGACAUGCGUGCACAUUUGGAGUGAAAAAAUCGUUCAAAAUGGAACGGAUUUUUAUGUUGACAUUAGGUUUAAUUAAUUAAUUUUAACUGUUAAUUAGACCUACAAAUCUGGCAAAGGCAGAGGUUCAUGUUGGGCAAUUUUUCGUUUUAAAGAUAAAUAAUUGCAAAACACCACAGAAUUCAAACGGCCCAGCACCAAAAGGGAAGAGAGUGGUUUUUGCGGUCAACGAUUCAAAUCCCGAUUUGAACGAAACCUGACGCAAUAUUCAAUCUGACCUGGAAAGCUGUGCGCAUUAAUGUCUCUUAAUAUUUGGUUUGGAAUUACAUACAUAAUACCAAAAAUGAUUUACGUUGUUUUAAUUUAUUUUUAAUUUUAUGAUAAGCACAUUC